CAAGACAAAUGAAAACCAAGGAAAAUGAGUUAGAAAAGUCAAAGUUAUUGAAUUGGAGCACACUAACACGUGAUAUUCAAGAGGAAAUUUUCCACCUUCCUCUUUGAGCCUCACAUUCUGCAAGUCAAGAAGGAAAGCGCUAGAAAUCAGCAACCAAUUCAAACUCCUUCUCUAAAGAUCUAUUUAACGUAUCUGCUGCAAAUUCAGAGCACGGUUAUCAGUUAUUCAAUCAUCACAUGGAUGAUUUUCUGGUUCUGAUAUCUCCGCUCAAAUUAGGGUUUGUCAUAUAUAAAUUUUCAUCUCAACCCUAUACGGGAACACACAAAAAAAUAUACACAGAGAAAGAGACGACACACACAAGAGUUAGAAAAUCACCAGUUGAAGAUUGUUAAUUACGUUUGAGUUGGGGCAAUUGAGAAGAGAAGAUAACCAUUGGAGGGGAGCUUAGCCCAAUCCAAGGCCGAACAAGAACAACGGAGGAGUACGGGGUCGAAGCCGGGUUCUUUUGGUGUUCUUGCGCACAAAAUUAAUGAGUUCUUCCUCUCAAUUUGUCAAAUUCAUACGUGUUUAAUAUCUUCAUGAUCUGCUCAUUCACUUUGUUAAUUAUCAAAUUUCUAUUUUCAAUAUUAUUAAUUGAUUUUGGAUACUAUUAUCUCCUUGAGUGAUUUUGCCAGUUAAUUAUUAUUUGAAGUUGCUUUUGAAUCAUUGCCUAAACUACUACUAUACGUAUUACUAGUGUAUGUAUGGUGCUAAUUAUUGUUAGCUAUAUUGUCUAGCUUAGUUUAGAUUAUAUAGUAAAGUGACCCCUAAUUUACAUUAAAUCUGCAAUCAUGGUUUAAUUUAAAUUAGAGAGUAAGUUUAAUAAUUAGUCUAACCAUUUAAUUGGUUAGAAUAAUUAGGACUAAUGAUGUCUCCUAGUUCUUAAUGCUACCAAGUCUAAUUUAUACACGUUGCGAUCAGAUUUGUGUGAGUUGGGCUGGUUUAGAAUCAAUUUGGCUUAGUUCAUAAUUGGUUAUGAAUAAGGGAGUACAGGGAGUCUUUGUUAUUUAAGACUCUACAAUUAGUCUAAUAGUUAGAAUUGGUAAAUCCUCAAGAUCAAUUGUGUGCUACGGUUAAUUAACUAAAUCCAGUAAGGUUUAUGGGAUUGAAAUGGUUAGUAGUGUCAUCACAUGUAAAGAGUAGAUUAGUUUUUCUGUUAUCUAAUUCUCUGGGUUAAUAUUAUCUCCAAACCCCCCCAAUCUCUUUAAAUAGUGUAAAUAAUUGUGUAGUCCAACUUAAUUAUGUGACUGAAAAUGUUUUUAGUUAAACAAUGAAUUUAGGCAGUAGACUCCCUGUGGAUCGACCCUUUCUUACCCUUUUUACUACUUGUUAAUAUUUUUGAAGGUCUAAGAUAGGUUUUUAAUUUAAUACGGUAAACGACACGUAUCAAAUUUUGGCGCCGUUGCCGGGGAGAUUUAUAUUCUUUCUUUACUCAAAGUUUAACUAAGAUACUAACUUUUCUUUUGGAAUUUAGUUGAUAAUAUAUAUAUAAAAAAAAUAUAGUCCUUGUGAUAUUGGGUUGUCUAAAUAAACUUUGGUUAGGUUGAAAUUUCUAAGCUUAGAGUAUGUUUCUUAAAUUUAUUUUUUUUCUUUUUGCCUUUUUUGCAUACUAUGUGCUUAGCUAUUUUUUUUCUUUCUUGUUGAUUGUUAUUUGGCUUACUCAAGGUGGUAGGGACAAUUUUCUACAAUUCUAAGUAGUAGAUUUCAUUGGUUUCGUUCCUAAAAAUGUUUAGUGAAUUCCCUAUUAGUAGAUUUCAUUGGUUAUGUUCUGCCAAAUCUGAAAUUUCUGCAUUUAUAUGCUAUCUUAUGCAUUUUGACUAUUGAAGUUCAACUGUUAGACGCAGAAACUAGAGUGCAAAGCAAUGGAAAGCUUGAGUUCAAAGGAAAAUAAUAAUAAAAAAUUGAUAGAUUACAUGUGUAUUACCCCUACUGGAUCAUUGUUUUCAUGGUGUUUUAAUAGCUGUAGAUUUCUGAAUUACAAUGCUGCUGCUUGCUAUUACCUGUUAUACCCCCAUGCUUGUUUAUAUUAGGGUGUGUAAUCAAGCUAUCAAAUCGUUUUCUUGGAGUGGAAUGAGAAUUUAAUAACUUGAUAAUAUUUUUAUUAAGUGAAAAGGGUUAAUCUGGUGAUGUUAAUGUAACCUGAACUUAAUUUUACCUUGCUGAAAUUGUCAUUUUGAGUAAUCACCCAAGUCUAUUAUCUGAAAUUUGUCUACAUAUUGUUCUAUAUUAAGGUCAGAUCUCAAAUUACAUGGAGUUGUCUAACUAGAGUUCAUUGAAUUAUUGCUUGAUUCUAUGUGAACUUUAAGGAUGUCUGAAAAUCUGGUUUAAAAGUUGCUGAAAGUAUUCUGAUUAGUCUCUGUGAUGCUAUUUGAUUAAACCUCAUAAUCACCCUUUAUUGUCACUCUCAGUGAGGUGUUAAUGAGGAUAUUUGUAUAUAUAAAUUCUGGUUCAAAGAGCAAUUACUAAGACUAUGCACAACCAUGUCUAGGUGAUUAAAUUUUAAAUGUAACUAGGGGCAUGCAUGUGAUGAGUUUCGGUUUUCUGAAUGCAUUCUACUGAAUUCUAUUUUACAGUGGCUACUGAAUGCAUUUGCAGUAGCUGUUAUAAUAAAAGCAUAUUGUUCAUUAGAAAUGUAUAGUGUUUUCAGGUGUUAGUUUCUCUUGCUAACUGAUUAUUGUUGCUUGAAAUGAAUUCAUGAUCCUUGUAGUUAUACUUUAAACAAAUCAUUGUUUGGGAAAUCAAAUCGGAUGUUCAUUUUGAGAAAUCAUGUCAUUCAAAAAUUCAUUUCUGAACAGAGUUUAAAUCUUAUCUUAGGAAUUGAACAUGAUGCUUAUGUUUUCAUUCUUCCAGAUUCAUUUGGUGUUGAAUUCAUGUAAUUAGAUGCAGCACCUGCUUACCAUUAAAUCAUUCUAUUCUCAUGCCACAUCCUAAAAGAUAAAAGUGUAACAACAAACAAAGCUUUAGAAUGUUCAGAUUACUUUGUAUGCAUUCGUUUAAAUCUGCUUAACAUAACUAACUCUUUAGGUUUUUACUUUUCAGGUGCAUGAGCGGCAGCACACCUAAUUCUAAACUCAAACGAAUCAGGAAGUAUAUAGAACAAGAGAGAUUAGUCUAUUCGUUUCAAACCGAUCAACCAGAAGAAGUGAAACCAGAGGAAGUUAAACCAACAAAAGAUAGUCUAAAAGGAGCGAAGAUGGGUGAACGAACUUUGAAGGAGAUGGCAGCCCCAAAUACGGGAGAUGAUCCUCUCUGCAUUGUGUUCCCAGAGCUGGACAAACCCCUCAAACUGAAUUCAGGUUUCCUUAAUCUUCUUCCCAAAUACUAUGGGAAGUCAGACGAGGCUAUGGAGAAGCUGGAUGACGCAGCCAAAGGCCGAGUAGACAUGCCGUCUUGGCUGGCAAAGGUGCUUGAUGCCAGCACUUUUGAGGCAUUACAGCGUCAGAAGGCGGCUAAGCAAGCUGCCCCUAAGCAGGCGGUUCAUCAUCCCACCCCUCCCGUAGAGGAGAAGAAGGUAUUGUGAGCCCUCCAAAACAUGUGAUUUCCUUCGAUGUUUGCAACUGACGUGGCCUUGUUUCUUCCGAGUUCGAGGAAGGUUGCCUCGGACGCUGCACCUUCUUCCAAGCGUAGGGCUGGUGGCACAGGGAAACCUGUUUUCAAGUCAACAGCCUCGAAGACGUCCAAGGUGUCCAGUGCGCAUCAGACGGCAUCCGCUUCUCCUUGUUCUCAAAAAGCUGAGGCGGCGGUCGAUCCUCUUGCAGGGAUUCCUGAAGCCGUCCGCCGAAACAUUCCUCUGAGGACGGCGGAGAGGGCUAGGAGUUCUGGGGAAAUACCCGACCCUCAAAAAGCCAUUGAUGCUGAAUUGGAUCAGAUCGCUUCUUCAGGUGGGUUUACUUCUAAGGAUCGGAGGCGGAUAAUGGGUCUGAUGCGCAAUGCUAUUCCUCCAAAGUACGCUGAGACCCUCCCCGAGGCGGCCGAGAAUCAACUUGCCGCCAUGCAGUCCUCUGCACUGGAUAUGUUUAUUCUGCUGGAUUCGCUAAAGAAGUGGCUUACUGCUCUAGUGCAUGAAGAGGCUAGACACCGUCUUCUUGCUAGUCAGUGCGGCGAUCAGCAUUUUGCCGAGCUGGAAGAGCUUCGUCUCAACAGGCAGGGGGAAAUCGAUGUUGUGACCAAGUCCUUGUCCUCCCAACUUGCUGAGAAUAAGCACCGUCUUGAACAGAUUGAUCAGAACUUCUCUCAGAUUGAAGAUCUUUCUGGGAAGAUUAAGGAGAAAGAGACUGAGUUUUCUCGUCUUGAGACUCGGUUUGAGGAGUUGGAAGCACAGUUGGAGGCGGCUCGCAAGGAGGUGGCCACGUCAAAGGGUGUGCUUAACCAGUCAGCCGUGCUGGGUGAGAAGUCGAUCCGAGGGGGCAUGGAGCUUGCCUGGAAUGCCGAGUUCGGCAGUCAACGCCCCUUCAGCUGGUUUGAGAAGUUCCUCAAUUAUCAGGUUGAGGUGGAGAAGGCCCAGAAAGAAGGACGCGCUCCUCCUGAGUUUGUUUCCAGCGAUGAUGAUGAAUGAGGCAUUCUAGGUGCCUUGUAUUUAUUUUGGGUUUGUUUUUGUGACGCCCUGCUUAGUGGCACUAUGUGCAUAAUUUGUAAUUAUGACUAACUUAUUGGAAUGACUAGGCGUCUUUUGAACGUUUUUGUUCCUAGCUUUUGUCGUUUCUGUU
This is a messenger RNA of Spinacia oleracea (spinach), 4745 nucleotides long. RefSeq lists its product as uncharacterized. NCBI's taxonomy places the organism in Eukaryota, Viridiplantae, Streptophyta, Magnoliopsida, Caryophyllales, Amaranthaceae. The record is from RefSeq and is a predicted model, not a curated record. Bases 3587 to 4594 code for a protein of 335 amino acids. The transcript has 4 exons.